AUGUUUGGUUCUGCUAGAGUUCCAGUUUAUUGGCAAGGUCCAUUGUCACUAUCUCAAGAAAAGCCAAGGCUGCCUGUUGUUGUGUUUUCUCAUGGACUUGGUGCAAACAGAACUGUCUAUAGCUACACUGCAUAUGAAAUAGCUUCUCAUGGUUUCUUUGUAGCAGCUAUUGAGCAUCGUGAUGAAUCUGCCUCAAAUACUUUCUAUCUUGAAAAAACAAACUCUGGAGAUGAGAAGUACGAUAAAGUUUGGUUACCAUACAAGCGUGUCCAACCUGCAACAACAGAAGAAAGAGAACUACGAAACAAGCAAGUCCAUGAGCGAGCGAAAGAAAUUUCCAAACUGAUGGAUAGUAUAGAGUUAUUGAACGCUGGUACUUUGUCCAACAUCUUAUCAGAUUUUGAUUUGACUGUAUUCAAAGAUAAAAUUGAUAUUGACAAAGCAGCUGUCAUUGGUCACUCAUUUGGUGGUGCUACAAGUAUAACUUCACUGGUGAAAGAUCUCCGCUUCAAAGCUGGAAUCCCUCUAGAUGUAUGGAUGUAUCCCUUGGGACCUGAAGUUUAUAAGGCUAAUAUUGACACACCUCUGCUUUUUAUCAACUCUGAAUCAUUUCAGUGGGAAGCUAAUAUUAUAUAG
Messenger RNA from Styela clava, 636 nucleotides. The record is from RefSeq and is a predicted model, not a curated record. Lineage: Eukaryota; Metazoa; Chordata; Ascidiacea; Stolidobranchia; Styelidae.